AGGCUAGAGGGGCCGGUGUCAGCGGCGCUCCCGCUGCGGGGAGGAGGGGGCGGCGCGGCGCGGCGCCUGCGACCCGGCCAGCGCCUUCCCCCCACCGGCGCCUGCCCUGGGCCCAAGCCGUGCUUUCUUGGCCCUGCUUUACGUAGCAAGGCCGCAGCUUCCCCACUUAGGAUUGCUGGGGUGCUUUCAGAGGGCUUUGACUUUGCACGAAGCAACCGCUUUAGGCAGGCCAGGCCUGGGAGGCUGCUGUGCAUUUCUGUGGGAUGAGCUAUCUGCUGCCCUGUGCUAUAUUUACACUCAUGGGACUGCUGUUUGCAAGAACGAUGGCCUGGACUUCAAGUGGAAAGACGCACCCUGAGCUAGUCAACAAUCUGUACAAAAAAGGAAUAAUUAAAUCCCAGCGGGUCUUUGAUGUGUUAUUGGCUACUGACAGAGGUCACUACAUCAAAUAUUUCCCAUAUAUGGAUUCUCCUCAGUCUAUUGGAUACAAAGCUACAAUCAGUGCACCACAUAUGCAUGCCCAUGCACUGGAACUGCUGAAGGAUCAGCUUGUGGAAGGUGCCAAGGCAUUAGAUGUUGGAUCUGGAAGCGGGUAUCUUACAGCUUGCUUUGCCAGGAUGAUGGGCCCAACAGGAAAAGCUGUGGGUGUAGAACACAUUAAGGAGCUGGUACAGGAAUCCAUCAGAAAUGUCCAAGAAGAUGAUCCAACUUUGCUUAGCUCUGGCCGUGUAAAAUUUGUGGUUGGAGAUGGCAGACAGGGAUACCCUGAAGAUGCUCCUUAUGAUGCCAUUCAUGUUGGAGCAGCAGCAGCGACUGUACCAAAGGAGUUGCUGAAUGAACUGAAGCCAGGAGGUCGGUUAAUAUUGCCUGUUGGUUCUGAAGGUGCAAACCAAGUUCUGAUGCAAUAUGACAAAACCAGCGAUGGGCAGAUCCUUGAAACACAACUGAUGGGUGUGAUCUAUGUUCCUCUGACAGAUAAGGAAAAGCAGUGGCCUCGGGAUGAAAUCUGAUGGAUGGAUAUCUCUAGAGUGACCUCAGAAAGCUCAUGAAAGGGACUUUUGACUGUACAUGUGUAUGUUGGUGGUGGUGUGGGUUUUUUGUGUGUUUUUUUGUUUUUUUUUUUUUUAAUGGAAACUUUAUCAGUGGACACGCUUGCAAGCACAAGUUCUCCUUUUAAAGAGCUUGUUACAGAAGGCUGAAGAAAGGGUAUUUCUCCCAAGGACCUGGAGGCUCUAGAAGCCCAUGUCUGGUUCCAGACAGUGAGUUGAUUCAGGGAAGUUGUUAUCCUCUUUGAUAAACUAUCAAUAAUAUCUAUUUACAGAGAACUUCCAAACCAGACAAAUACUUAAAACUUCAUAAUUUGUACCUAACUAAAAAUACCCUUUAAUACUGACUGCUUCACCUAAUGCUUGGGGGGGGG
Messenger RNA from Rhea pennata, 1420 nucleotides. RefSeq names its product protein-L-isoaspartate(D-aspartate) O-methyltransferase-like. The record is from RefSeq and is a predicted model, not a curated record. Gene Ontology annotation, cellular component: cytoplasm. The coding region runs from base 264 to 1010 and encodes 248 amino acids. Gene Ontology annotation, molecular function: protein-L-isoaspartate (D-aspartate) O-methyltransferase activity. Gene Ontology annotation, biological process: protein modification process. Lineage: Eukaryota; Metazoa; Chordata; Aves; Rheiformes; Rheidae. The transcript is spliced from 9 exons.